Saprolegnia parasitica CBS 223.65 is the source of this 1860-nucleotide messenger RNA. RefSeq lists its product as hypothetical. Gene Ontology annotation, molecular function: protein binding; RNA binding. The record is from RefSeq and is a predicted model, not a curated record. The transcript is spliced from 4 exons. Gene Ontology annotation, biological process: mRNA cis splicing, via spliceosome. NCBI's taxonomy places the organism in Eukaryota, Oomycota, Saprolegniomycetes, Saprolegniales, Saprolegniaceae. Bases 1 to 1860 code for a protein of 619 amino acids. Gene Ontology annotation, cellular component: U2-type prespliceosome; U1 snRNP.
AUGGACGAGGCGAGCGGGAAGCCGUACUACUACCACUCGGGCACGAAGCAGUGCGUCUGGGACGAGCCCGAGGAGUACCGCAUCUACAAGGCGCGGGUCGCUGUCCGACUCCGCUUCAGUGACAACGUCGUGACCGCGUCGCCGACGAACAGCGAGCCGAUGGACAUGACGCCCGACGAGACGCCUAUCGAAGAGGCGCCAGCGACAGCGACCGCCAUCGAAGCGACAACGACGGAGACGGCCACGGAUGCAGCCGUCGCGGUGCCCACCGAGCCCACCGAGCCGACGACGGCGACGAACAAAGACGACGAAGAGGACGAUAUCGCCAAGUACGCCGCCAUGUCCAAGGCCGACCAAGUGGCUGCGUUCAAGGCGAUGCUCAAGACGCUGCCGAUCACGCCCAAGAUGAAGUGGGGCGACGCGCAGCGGCUCAUUGCGGACGAGCCUGCGUGGUAUGCCCUUCCGACAAAUGGCGAGAAGAAGCAAGCGUACUCGGAGUUUCUCACGCAGCUGACCAAGGAGCUCGAUCUUGCCCGGCGUCGCCAGCAAAAGGUCGCGCGCGAGGACUUUCUCAAACUGCUCGCGUCCUGCAAGAAGAUCUCGGUGCACACACGCUGGCACGAAGCGACGACGGACGACUUUGGUCUUAUCCACGACGACCGCUUCAAGGCCGUCGCCGACGACGACGAGCGCCGCGAGCUCUUUCUGACCUUUCUCGACGACAUGGCCCGCAGCGAGCGCGAGUACGCCCGUAAGAAGCGCGACGAGCACAAGGCGACGAUCCUCGCCUACUACGCGUCGCCCGAGCUCGCCAUCUCGGCCGAGUCGCGCUGGGUCGUGGUUCGCGACGUCGUCUUCAAAGACGAGACCAUCAUGGGGCUGGGCGUCGCGAAGCGGGAUCUCGAAGACUUUUUCUUCGAGUACCUCGACUCGCUCAAGAAGGCGGCGGCCGAGGCCCAGCGGCUGGCGCGCAUCAAGGCGCGGGAAACCGAAGAUGCGCUGGCGGCGGCCUUUCGCGCCUACCUGCAGGACGAGAUUGCGGCCAAGCGACUCACGCUCGAGAUGCGCUGGCGCGACUGCCUCGAGCGCUUCGAAGCCAACGAGUCGUUUGUGGCGCUGCGCAACGCCAACACGAUCCUCGCCCGCGACGUCUUUGAGAUGACCAUGGACAAGUGGCACGCAACGGUCCGGGACGAGCGGCAGUGGCUGCACACGCUGCUCGAGCGCAACGGCUUUCGCAUGCAGCACAAGACGACUCUGCGCGACUGCUUGGAACAGCUCCAGCACACGAUCGAGCCGCUCGUCGGCGACGACCCGCGCGGCCAGUUUUACUCGCGGCUCUUGGCCGAAGCCACCGUGCCCGAGAGCGUCCUCAACUGGUUCCACACGACGCAACGCGCCGAAGUCGAACGCGCCGAGCGGGUCGCGGCGGCAAAGAAGCAAAAGCUGGAUGCCUUCACCGACCUCCUCACGGAAUUUUUCUUCCGAUCGGAUCACUUGGACGUGCCCUGGGACGACGCGCGGCGUCUCCUCGAGGGCCGCAGCCGGUUCCGCGCGAUGGGCUCGGACGCCAAAGCCGCCUUUGACGCCUACAUGACGACGCUGCGUGCCAAGAUGCAGCAAGUGCUCAAGACGCGCAAACUCGUCGACGCCGAAGAGGGCGAGGUGCGUGCGAGCCGGUCGCGGGACCGCAAGCGACGCAAACGGUCGCGGUCGUCGUCGUCGUCGUCGACGUCGAGUCGGAGUCCGUCGUCGUCGAGUCGGAAGCGGCACAAGAAGAGCUCCAAGAAGAAAUCGAAAAAGCACUCGAAGAAGACCAAGAAGCGCAGUCGGUCGCGCAGCAAGCGCCGGUCGUCCUAG